UUGCAGGAGGGCAUAAGACUGGCUGUGCUCUAACCCUCCAGUAAGAUCUCACAGGCUGACUACAGCAUCAACACUCUCCCACCAACUAGUUCACUUUUAUUGUUUCCACCCACAUUGAAUUCAAUAUUAUCACAUCCAGCCACCUCAUGGACAUCCUAAACUAUAUAUAAGAGGCAAGACUGGAGCUGGUAUGCUCUACACAACACUAAGAGAGCUAAAGGGCAGCUGCUAACUUACUUUCACACAGAAACUUAACAAAAGGAUGAGUGAUUGAGUCCUUUAUUUUAUUGUAUUAUUUCAACACAACAAAAAGGAUCCAGUUGGAAAAAAAAAAAGAAAGAAAAAGAAGAUUUUAGAAACUACAGAGAAUCCAUCAGCAAAGGAUUCUACGAAUUCCAAGCCUGGAGAGAUCCGGUUAGUUAAUCCUGAUCCCAAGCAGAUAUGAGAGAUCUCAGGUGCUCUGCAUUGCUGGCUCUGGUACUCUCCAUGCUAUCUUCUGGAUACUGCAAAGAGAGGACUGACUCCAGCACACUCAGUGACAAAAACCUCUUAAAUUUCAUCAUGAAAAUUAUUAAAGACUUAAAAAAGCAUAAUUUGGAAGAUGAGAAUGGGGUGCAGUAUGUGUCCAAGCAGGAAGAUUACAGCUCAGAGGCCAAGGAGGAUUUAGAUUAUGGACUGUAUCACGAGCAGAAAGUGGAAAUAGUUCCCAGAGACCUGCGGAUGAAAGAAAAGUUUUUAAAACAUUUAACAGGUCGACUGUCUUUCCCUAGUCCGAACUGCAAUAAACUCUUUCGCAGACUAUACAAUACUACAAGAGACUGCACCAUUCCUACACAUUAUAAAAGGUGUGCAAGACUUCUAAGUAGGUUGGCGGUUAAUCCCUCGUGCAUGGAUGGAUAACACAUUGACAAGGUCUGAACACAGCAAAGACAAUGAACAAAAUACCCAAGAACUAAUGAAAAGUGCCUUGGAAACAAACAGGGAAAAGUUUAAUAUGUUUCUAGCAUAUUCCAUUGUGAACAAAAAAAAAGAUUUAUUUUUACAUAUUGACAGAAUACUAUAUUCCAUAAUUCCACUCACAUACGUUUUAUAUGGUGUCUGCUUUAAAUGCAAAUGGAUGUUGCGUGCAAGUGCAAUGUAAGUACUACCACUUAUUACAACACUUCAGGUUUGAUCCAUUAUGUUGCCAAACUACAUAAAUGUGGGACCUAUCUAAGGAUUUGUUGCAAUUUAUUUGUAAUAUUUAAGUUCCUUUUUGUGUAUCUAAAAGGUAUACUAGGUUCUGCUUUGCAACACUGGCUUAUGCAACAAUAGCAAUGUUUCGUUAAAAUGAUUUUUUUUUAAAUCUGACUUCGAUAUAAGAAUCACAGAUUUCUCAUUGAGUCUAAUUCAAUGUUUGCAUGAUAAUUGCCUUGUUCAUUGUCUGUUCGAGACAAUGCAAUUUUAUGCGGAGAAAAGAGUGCUGCAUACAGUUAUACAUGGUAGCGACAUUUGUGAAUAAGUGUAAUGAAAAUACAGGUUUAUAAAACAGUUAUAUUCAGGAUAGUGCCAUUAGUUUUCUUGUACAUUACAUGUAAAAAAAACAUUCCAACAUGUGCAAUAUGUAAAUAAGUGUAAAUACGGUAUACAUAAUAAAGUGUUUGGUAUAUAUACAUUAAA
Pelobates fuscus (common spadefoot toad) is the source of this 1659-nucleotide messenger RNA. It is a transcript of the gene ALKAL2, whose product is annotated as ALK and LTK ligand 2. Gene Ontology annotation, biological process: positive regulation of ERK5 cascade; positive regulation of ERK1 and ERK2 cascade. The transcript has 6 exons. The coding region runs from base 442 to 900 and encodes 152 amino acids. The record is from RefSeq and is a predicted model, not a curated record. Gene Ontology annotation, molecular function: receptor signaling protein tyrosine kinase activator activity; receptor tyrosine kinase binding. NCBI's taxonomy places the organism in Eukaryota, Metazoa, Chordata, Amphibia, Anura, Pelobatidae.